Messenger RNA from Anopheles maculipalpis, 3417 nucleotides. RefSeq names its product nonsense-mediated mRNA decay factor SMG5 (gene Smg5). The transcript is spliced from 5 exons. Bases 1 to 3414 code for a protein of 1137 amino acids. Gene Ontology annotation, molecular function: telomerase RNA binding; telomeric repeat DNA binding; protein binding. Gene Ontology annotation, biological process: nuclear-transcribed mRNA catabolic process, nonsense-mediated decay. Gene Ontology annotation, cellular component: telomerase holoenzyme complex. NCBI's taxonomy places the organism in Eukaryota, Metazoa, Arthropoda, Insecta, Diptera, Culicidae. The record is from RefSeq and is a predicted model, not a curated record.
AUGGAAUAUUCUAGCAACGACGUGAAGCAACUGUUCAGAUCCGUCUACACCCUGGUGAAGAUACAGGACGAACAGAAGGCGUCCCUCACGGUGGACGAUAUCCUGCAGCCAAGCUUCCAGCUUAGCCAUCGUGUCCUUGUCUCACAAUGCAUCCAACUGAUAUUUGAAGAUUUGGAGUGUGUCGGUCAGAAAUCGCGAGAAAUCCUAUGGCGCAAGGGAUACUACGAUGUGAUUUCAGUGCUGAAACGGCAGAAGGGUCGUGCAAAUGCGGUGACCCUGCAGCACGCCGCUGAUCGGUUGAUCCGCGAAGGGAUCAACUACUUCAAGGCGAUCGUGCUACGUUUCGAGCAAAUGUUUAGCCUGGAUUCGUUGCGUUACCUGGUUGAUUUUGCACUGCUGGAGGACUUUGAUGUAGAAUCGCUGCGCGAGGAACCUUCGUGCUAUUCCAGGUUACAGUUGCAAGCGAACGAUGAUGGUGCAGUGAAGGAGAUUUACACCAAGCAGGAAAUAUCGUACGCACUUGAGACGAUUCAUGCGCUCUUGAUUUCGUUGGGCGAUCUGCAUCGCUAUCAGCUGGAGUUUGGGAUCGGAAAUCGGCUGCAGGUGAAGGAAAGGACGCGUAAAUACUAUCUGGAAGCUUUCAAGCUAAAUCCGAAGGUUGGGAUGGCGCAGAAUCAGCUCGGCAUGCUGGUUGGAGGACAGAAUGGGCAUCUCGAUGCGGUGUACCACUAUCUGUACUCGCUUUGCUGUGCGAUACCGUUCGAGUGCAGCGAGACGAACGUGAAUGUGAUCUUUCAGAAGAACAUUCGCCAUCUGGAGAGUGGUGCCGGUGCUGAUCUGGCGAACGAUGGUGGAAUCGUGGACGGGAACGAUGAGCUGGUGGAUCAGUUUAUCGCUACGUUCCUGCUCGUGGUGGAUGUUUUCUUCUACGAUAAGGUGGUGACCGAUUUUAACGCCCUUUGCCAUUCGGUGCUGAUUGAUUUCAAGAAGAUCUUGAGUAUUCGGCAGCUGUUGGAAGAGUACUAUUUGACGGACGAUAUGCUUUUCAAGAUUGUUUCGAUCUUGUUUUUCUGCAUGCAUCGCAUCAAACUGAUCAACUCCGACAAGAUUUACGCGCUGAACGCGUUCCUGGUUGCGCUCUGCUCGGAGUUGCUUCAGUGGUGCACGGCCAGCUUCGAAAAGUUCACCAGUGAGCGCAGCCGGGAGGAUGCCCAGUUCCAGGAGAUGUAUCUUCGCCGGUACCAGCGUUACAGUGUGCAGGUUCAUCGUGCACGGGACAUGAUUAGAAAUGGAACCACAAUGUACUGUAAGGAUCAAAAGUCUUCGUCCGGCGUUGAGGAAGGUACGGGCAGCCAGGAUAGUCGUGGUAACAAAGAAAACGAAAUGGCGAAUCUUGUUGCUGGCUCGUCGAUAGUGGAGAAAGCGUCGAAGAAAGGUGACGAGCAUGGUCGUGGUAGAGGCACGAACAGUCGACAGAAGAAGCAUUCUCGUCGUCGUAGACGCGCUUAUUCGAAUGAGACCGAUUCGGAAGACGGAGAACGCUACGAGGACGAGGAUGUAUCAGAAGAUGAGUACUACGAUCGCUCUACGACAGAGUCUACCACCAAUAGCAACAGUGAAGAUGAAGAGGAAGAAGAAGAGGAAGAGGAUGAUGAUGAUGUGAUUUCACUGUCAAGUUACGGAUCGUACGAUGAAUAUUCGGACGAAGAAGACGACGAUCGCGAGGAUCGCCAUGAUCGUUCCGAGGACGAAGAUAACCACCCCACCACCACAGGGCAGCAAAAUGAAGCUGAUCAACCACACGACGUGGAUCUAGCUCCGGAACAGUUAAAGUUCAAGAAGCGCUAUCAAAAGAUGGACCCUAAUGUUGUGCUAGAAUUCGCACAGAGCGAACGUACGAUGCGUUCGCUAAAGAUCCUGUUCGAUUGGUUGCUGUGCAACAUGGAUGUGCUGCACAACUGCUAUCAAACGAAUCCGGAGUUUCUGCACAACAUUAUGAAACUUCUUAACGGCUUCAAUUUGGACUUUUUUACCAACCGGUUCUACUUUACGCGCGAUCUAAUUACCGUCCGGGGGCUGCGCGAAGAUCUGCAGGAGAUCUUUAACGCUCGCCGUACCAUUCCGCUGCAGGAGGAUGUCGCAAUGAAGCGUUUCCCGCUGUUCGAACCGGCCCAGGACGGUCUGCUGUGGGAAACAUCGUACAAAUUGGGCAUUUCGCUAGAGGAUGAAAGCUUCCUGCGACUGAUGAAAAUGGUCGACUUUGGAUUUGCUGUGUGCAAGUCAAAAAAGUUCGACUAUUGCUUCUUGCCGAAGGUGCGUGCAUUCAGAGUGCGAAUCGGGUUUCAUGGUAGCGGCAGCGGUAGCAGCAAUCAUGGCCGUAACAAGAGCAAGGGUCAGCGUAACGGUGGCAAGCAGCGUCGAAAGGGUGAUACGGGCGGUGUGGGAAGAAACGCUAGAAACAAUCGUGAUUGGAAUGUUAUUGGUGGUGGUGGUGAUGAUGCGGAAGUUAGAACCACCUCCCGUGGACUUUCGUACAGUCAGUCACGUUCUAGUCGCAGCGUGAAAGGAUCAGGUGUAGUUGGAGAGGAGCGAAACCGUCGUCCAAAAACGGCCGAAAUGAAUCAUCAUGAUGUGGUGCGUGACAUCGUUCCCAAGCGUCAGCGUAACAGGAUGCGCAACAAGAGUGGUCAUCAGCGAGGAAGGGAUGAUUAUGGACAGCUGGAGGUUCAGGAAGCAGCACCGAAACUGUUCAUGAAGAAAGGAUAUCUUCAGAAUCGUGGCAAUACUGGAACUUUGAUGCAACGUGAAGAGAAGAAGGAAGCACGAUCACAGGAGAAGGGUGACAUCAGUGCGAUAAUGGGUCAGCUAUGGUUACGGAAUGAGGUCGAAACGCUUGAAUCGAAGGUAAACAAACGAGCCGGUAACGUAAUCAUGACACCGUACCUUGUGCUGGACUCCAAGUGUCUGACCGAGUACACUUCCAUCGUGAAGAAUUUGAUCAAAACGAAGAAAUUUGUGGUUUUGAUUCCUGGUGCUGUUUUGGGUGAUUUGGAUGAGUUGAAAAAGCACAGCGAAGGUGCACGUAACGCCAUCAAGUGGCUAGAAAUUGAGUUUAGCAAGGGCAAUCGGUUCCUGCGGGCGCAAAAGAGCCAUGAAGCAUUGCCGGUGCCGCUGGUGAAAAUUCCGAAAAAAUUGGAUCGUGAAGGUGCAGUUUUCAAUCAGAUCGUGCAGUUCUGCAACCACAUCGUUACGAAUCAGGCCGAUAAUGGUAGCGACAUCAUCACCUACCUGUCGGGAGACAGUCUGCAUGACAAGAAGCUGUGCAACGGUAGCAGCUACAUCGGCAUCCUCGAGGCCAUCCCGGUCAAGUUCGAGCAGAUAGUGACGUUCUAUUCCAGCUACAAACGGAAAUGAACC